Molecule: messenger RNA, 1691 nt
Organism: Porites evermanni
Lineage: Eukaryota; Metazoa; Cnidaria; Anthozoa; Scleractinia; Poritidae
Source: the annotation of a GenBank genome assembly
UUGAAUACAAAUAGGAAAAAUUGUUGGCGAGCCUGUCAAUAUGGUCGAAUGAUUGUACCUUAUCAAGAAUUCGGAGACGAGCAUCUAAUGAUGAGGAAUUUGUCCAAGUAUUUUCGCCACAAGUUUGCUAUCAGUCCUAAAUGCUCAGAUCCCGAUAUGCUCAAGAACGUGACCUUUGAGGUGUUCAAGAUUGAAAAGGUACCAUCUUUCAAAGAUUCAGUGGACAAGAAGAGUCUGUUGAUUCAUCAGGCAAUCGAGAAAGGCGAUCUUUAUGGUGGUAUGUCUUAAGUUAUAUAUUGUGAACAUUUCGUGGACACCCUCCGAGAGGCGCAAGCUUACCUCUCCAAGCAUGCCUGGAAAAUUGUAAAUGACUAAAGACUAUUACUUGUAAUGUAGUCGACCACCGGUAAUGUUCAACGUCCAGCGAUCCUAGCGAAAAAAAGCCAAUUCUGGGACGUGCCUAAAGUCUUGCUGGCACGGUCCUGAUGGUUUUAAAAAUGACUGACAUGCGCGUAAAUCCCCAUGCAGCAAAGGCGUUCACUACAGAGCCCUUCCAUAUAUUAGUCCCCCGAAUGAAUGGACUAGAUCUCACUUGCCUUUUAUAUAUUUUCUUGUAAGGAUUCCAAUCAAAUGAACCAUUCACCGUCCGCGCGCACAAGGUUGAACUUGUUACUGACGUGUUGCAUGGGUGUCACCGCAAAAAGUAUAAAGUUGUAGAUGGAUCGGGUGAUGCUCUUGUGAUAAAAGUCACAAAUAACGAGAAAUUCUUGGUUCACGUGUGUGUGAUGUCAUAUCAGGCUGAUGGCUCUAUUGUUGUCUUGUAUCCGCCAAAAAACGUAAGUAAUCAAUGAUUCAGUGUACGCUAAUAUGAUGCUUUUGCUGCAGCUGUUCACCUUAAUAAAAAUUUGAAAAGAUUUAUUUGGUUUGUAUUUAUUUUGAUUUUGUGACUUGUUUAAGCCAUGCUAUGCUUACAUAGUGUAAAUUCAACACAUUACUGUGAGAGUCAUUAGUUUAACUCAGUUCCACUAUGAAGUAAAUCCAAUCAGUGUUCAGAAUGGAACUUGACCCGCAGAUCUCCGGUUUGCAAGACCGCAUGUCGUUCGUUUCAUUUUCGAAACAAAAAUUUCGAUCUUAUGCAAACUGACUCACGGGAGGAAAUUUGGACCACCAGGCUUUGUGAACCAUCUCGCUUUUAGUAAAUCAAUGCAUGAAUACGGCGAUCAAUAGCACCGGGGGACUGGCGGCCGAGCAGUCUCUGGUUAGCGGACUGGCAAUCGAGCCGGGUGCAAAUGAUAACAUGUCAAACCUAUUGUAGUUUUAAAGACGGUUCCUUUCCUUAGAGACGGCUCGUACCCGAGGUCAGCCCAGGUUUAAACCUUUGUUUAUUGUUAAAUUAUGAAGGGGCCAAAUUGACUAAGCUACUUACUAUUCUGAUCUUUUAUGCUAUUUCAAAGGGUAAAACGGAGGAGCUGUAUGAGGGCGAGUCAGCUAAGGCGAUCAAAAGAGUUUUCGUCGAGCCUCAGACAGUCCGUCGCAUGACUGAACCAGAUUUUGACAAGCCGAAACCCAAGUGGUGCGAUGAUAUUCUGAUAUUGUAUGCCACAAAAAAGAAGGCCGACUACAAGCCUCUCACACAGACUGCAAUUGAUCUCAGUGCAGGACUCAGUACAAGAGGCCACAACCCACCUGAU